AGAACUUUGCCGACAGCACCUUCUCCGAAGCGCCCGCCUGCCCCUGCCCGAUGACAUCCAAGCUCAAUCCGAACGCCGGCGCCUGGGUGCCAAGCUUCGUAUCGUCCGUCGACGCUAGCCCGCCACCGGCGACCGCGCAAUCCCCGGCCAAGCCCAAGAAGGCCACGACACCUUGCCAUGCGGUCAAGGCCAGCCCUCCGCGCGCGCCGCCGGCGCCGAUUCCUGCUGCAACGGCGGCGGCGCCAGGCCGAAUAAGCAUUGGCUCCAAAGUCAAGGGUCGUCUGCAUUAUACGAUUGCCGAGCUCUUGCAGUUUCGGACGCUGUGCACGGCGCUUCCGCCGGACCUCGAGCUCGGCCCUAUCCUUUCGGGUGGCGCGCCAAAGCCCGUCAAAGCGACCAAGAAGGAAAAGGGCGCGGCGAGGGCGCCCAUGCUGCACUACGACCCGUCUGCGCUCUCGUUCUUCAAGGACGGUGCUGCGAGUGCCGCCAAGCAGCCCGUCAAGCCCACCGACAACCCCGAGAAGGAAACCAAGGACGCGAUCUCUGCUAUUGAAGCCAUCUUGGCGUCACCGAGCCACGACGCGUGGCUCGGCCAAAUCCAGUCGGUUGCCGUCACGUGCACGCCGACGCUCCAAGCCGUCGUCGGUCUGUUGUUUGACCGCGCGAUCGCAGCGCCCUCGGCCAGCGAGCCGUAUGCAGCCCUCUGCGCAUCGCUCUCCGAGUCGCUGCCCGAGUUCAAGGACGGAGCCCGCACGGUCAACUUUCGUCGUGUCCUGCUCACCAAGUGCUACGAAGCACUCGUCGAAGAGCCCUCGUCGCCGCACGCGUGGCGCCGCCAAUGCAUGCUGGGCAACGUUGUCUUUGUCGGCGAGCUCUUUCGCCGACAACUGCUCACCGAGAACGUCAUGCACGUGUGCGUGGCCAUGAUGCUCGACAGCGACGAUCAGUGCAGCGACGUCGUGCCCGAGGCCAAUGUGCUAGACGCUGCGUGCCGGCUCUUGCUGCUCGUGGGCGACCUCCUCGACGGCUCGUCGCCGGCGUCCCGCCGCACGAUGGACGAGUACUUUGACGCGCUGCAGCGACUGGCAUGUCUCUCGACGCUGCCGUCCGCACUGCGACCGCUUCUCCAAGAGACGCUGGACGCACGGUCGGGCGGCUGGGUUCGGAAGCGCGUCGACGGAUGACGCACCGCCUAUUUAACGUGUGUACGACUAGGUUUUUCGAGUAAUAGACGACAGCAGCAGCUACAGAGAUCGAUGUACGCACAACGUACGAAAACGUACGGCC
This is a messenger RNA of Saprolegnia parasitica CBS 223.65, 1287 nucleotides long. RefSeq lists its product as hypothetical. The coding region runs from base 51 to 1184 and encodes 377 amino acids. Gene Ontology annotation, cellular component: eukaryotic translation initiation factor 4F complex. Lineage: Eukaryota; Oomycota; Saprolegniomycetes; Saprolegniales; Saprolegniaceae. The transcript has 11 exons. Gene Ontology annotation, molecular function: protein binding; mRNA binding; translation initiation factor activity. The record is from RefSeq and is a predicted model, not a curated record.